Messenger RNA from Dioscorea cayenensis subsp. rotundata (Guinea yam), 1918 nucleotides. Its product is annotated as MACPF domain-containing protein At1g14780. Gene Ontology annotation, cellular component: plasma membrane. The transcript has 8 exons. The coding region runs from base 98 to 1888 and encodes 596 amino acids. Gene Ontology annotation, biological process: plant-type hypersensitive response; regulation of salicylic acid mediated signaling pathway. The record is from RefSeq and is a predicted model, not a curated record. Lineage: Eukaryota; Viridiplantae; Streptophyta; Magnoliopsida; Dioscoreales; Dioscoreaceae.
AAUCUCUCAUGAAACUUCCCCUUUAAAACUCCAUUCAUACAUUCAUCAUAUAUUAUAUAUAAGAAGAUAUAGAAAGAGAGAAGAGAAAGAAGAGGUCAUGAGUGAGGUUCAAAUGGAGAAAGUUCUAUGGUGCUUAGGCAGAGGCUUUGAUGUAACUUGUGAUUUCAAAGCUAAGUAUUGCAAGGGAGAAGAGAGGUUGGUGUUCAUCAAUGAAGAAGAGAAGGUGGAGCUCUUUGUUCCCGGAUUUGGAUCUUUGGGGAAGGUCUCAACGGAUGUGAAGUGUGAUAAAGGUGACAGGAUACGUUAUCAAUCUGAUGUGCAAGAGUUCAACAAGAUGUCUGAAUUAUUCAAUAAGAGAAGUUCACUGGCCGGAAAAAUACCGUCGGGGAAGUUCAACGCCUCGUUUGGGUUCGACGGAGGAUCGUGGGCGAAAGACGCAUCGGAAACAAAAUGCUUGGCCAUUGAUGGCUACUAUAUAUCUCUUUUCAAUCUCUGUAUCGAUCGGCAUCAGCUUACAUUGUCUGAUCAUGUUGUUGAGGCAGUUCCUUCUUCAUGGGACACUAAGGCUCUUGCAAGGUUUAUUGAGAGAUUUGGGACACAUGUGAUAGUAGGAUUAAGUGUGGGAGGGCAAGAUGUGGUAUAUAUGAGACAGGAUAAGAGCUCAAAUAUGGCAUCAUCUGAGGUUAAACAACACUUGGAUAAACUUGGUGAUCAGCUCUUCACUGGCACUUGCACUCUUCCUCCUCCUCACUUGAAAUCUAAAGAUCAUAAACUCAAGGUACCAGAGGCUUUCAAUGUGUUUCAACCAACACUUGUAGAUAAUCUCACCUCUGCCUCAAGCAAAGAUGGAAUAACAGUCAUAUGCUCCAGAAGAGGAGGAGAUCCCUCAACCAGCAGCCACUGUGAAUGGCUCCUCACAGUUCCUUCAAUGCCGGACGUUAUAAACUUCACCUUUGUACCAAUAACAUCUCUUCUUAAGGGUGUAUCCGGCACCGGUUUUCUCACACAUGCCAUCAACCUUUAUGUUCGAUAUAAACCUCCAAUAUCAGACUUGCAGUAUUUCCUAGACUUCCAAUGCCACAAGGAUUGGGCUCCAAAGCUUAAUGAACUCCCUUUGGGUCCUAGCUCUAACAGGUCAAAGCAUGGUCCUUACCUUCAUUUCAACUUCAUGGGACCCAAACUCAGAGUCAACACUACUCAGGUUGUGGUAGGAAGGAUGCCAGUAACAGGGAUGAGACUUCAUCUAGAGGGCAAGAAAAACAAUAAAUUAGGGGUGCACCUCCAACAUCUAACAAGCACACCAACCUUCUUAGAAGCUCAAUCUAACAAAACUCCAGCAUGGCGAGGAUCUGAUGAUUUUGCUGAUGAACGAUACUCUGAGCCUGUCAAGAGAAAGAAGCUGUCCAAUGUGUGCACCGCAGCAGUGAAGUACGAUAGGCAAUGGUCGACAACUGGUUGUUCAGCAUUCAUUGUCACUGGUGCUCAACUCCAAGUGAAGACUCAGGAUUCAGUGAGUGUCCUCCAUUUAAGGCUCUUGUUCUCUGAGGUGCCUGGUUACACAGUUAGCCAAUCCAAAUGGGAGCAUUGCCCUUGUAGCAAUUCCCAGAAGUUCGGCUUCUUCUCCAACAUCAGUACAAAAUUCUCCAGCAAUAUUGAGAGAGAAAAGCAGGAAAAACCGGUGAUCAUUGUGGACUCUGGAGUGUUUCCUACUGGCCCUCCUGUGCCAGUGCAGGCACAGAAAAUGCUCAAAUUUGUUGAUACUUCUCAGAUGUGCAUGGGGCCUCAGGAGAGUCCGGGGCAUUGGCUGGUCACUGGAGCUAAACUGGAAGUAAAUAAGGGAAAGAUCGGCCUGCACGUUAAGUUCUCUCUUUUAACACCUGUUUCGUGAUAAACAAUCAUGAGUUGCAGUAGCUUAGUU